Messenger RNA from Orycteropus afer afer, 849 nucleotides. Its product is annotated as ribonuclease H1-like. NCBI's taxonomy places the organism in Eukaryota, Metazoa, Chordata, Mammalia, Tubulidentata, Orycteropodidae. Gene Ontology annotation, biological process: DNA replication, removal of RNA primer. The record is from RefSeq and is a predicted model, not a curated record. Gene Ontology annotation, molecular function: nucleic acid binding; RNA-DNA hybrid ribonuclease activity; magnesium ion binding. The transcript is spliced from 8 exons. Bases 1 to 849 code for a protein of 282 amino acids.
AUGACCAAGCUUUUCUUUCUUGCUCACAGAGUUGCUUUGGCUACUGUGAGCUACAGUCGCUGUGGCAGUGGGGGGCUCGGAAUGUUCUAUGCCGUGAGAAGGGGCCGCAAGACCGGGGUUUUUCUAACUUGGAAUGAAUGUAGAACACAGGUGGACCGGUUUCCUGCUGCCAGAUUUAAGAAGUUUGCUUCUGAAGAUGAGGCCUGGGCCUUUGUCAGGAACUCUGUGAGCCCUGAUGGUUCAGAAGGACAGAAAAAUAGACAUGCUCAAGAAUCUCAAGUAAAAACAAAUAAGCGACUCCGCGAGGAAGAUGAAAACUCAGAACCAUGUGCAAAGCAUGUAAAACAAAAUACAGAAUCCAUACCUUCAGUUAGCAAAGACAGAUUUUCUUAUAUGGGUGAAUUUGUAGUUGUUUACACUGAUGGCUGCUGCUCUAGUAAUGGAAGGAAUAGGGCACGAGCAGGAAUUGGUGUUUAUUGGGGGCCAGGCCAUCCUUUAAAUGUAGGCAUUAGACUUCCUGGGCGACAAACCAACCAAAGAGCAGAAAUUCAUGCAACCUGCAAAGCCAUUGAACAAGCAAAGGCUCAGAACAUCAGUAAAUUGGUUCUGUAUACGGACAGUAUGUUUACUAUAAAUGGCAUAACUAAUUGGGUUCCAGGGUGGAAGAAAAAUGGAUGGAGAACAAGCACAGGGAAAGAGGUGAUCAACAAAGAGGACUUUGUUCAACUUGACAAACUUACUCAGGACAUGGAUAUUCAGUGGAUGCAUGUUCCUGGUCAUUCAGGAUUUCUAGGGAAUGAAGAAGCUGAUAGAUUAGCCAGAGAAGGAGCUAAGCAAUCUGAAGCCUAA